AUGUCUUCACAUCUUCCUUAUCAACAUUAUAAAGACCGACCACCGGCUCCUGUUCGAUUUUCAUCAUCCUCUUCAUCGUCUUCUUCCACAAUGGCCACGCCGAGAGUGCAUCCAAGCGUCUAUGAGUCGGCAGCAAUUCAUACAAAGGUUGAGACGUCAGAGACUGGUCUCUUUGGAUUUGGAACCAACGACAAGAAAAAAUCAAAGAAGAGCAAAACUACUUUUGGAAAGAAGAACAAAGAAAAGGAGAAGAUGAUCGACAAGCCUAUCAUUUCGUUGCCAUCUGAUUUUCAGCACACGGUAAAAUUUUUUGGACAGUUUUUAAAAAUGUUCUUAUAG
This is a messenger RNA of Meloidogyne enterolobii, 339 nucleotides long. The record is from the annotation of a GenBank genome assembly. NCBI's taxonomy places the organism in Eukaryota, Metazoa, Nematoda, Chromadorea, Rhabditida, Meloidogynidae.